CGUUUCGUUUUUGACAGCUGCACGAGCUGCGCGCUGCAUGUGUAUGUGUGUGCGAAAAUAUUAAUUGAUACCUGGCGAUGCAGUGCCGUGUAAAAUACGUCAGAGCUGUUUGUUUUUAGAUUCAGACAAUUCAAACUCGAAGGCAAAAUUUAUGUUUUCGGCAAAACUUGAUUGAUAUUUUAAAAAGAAGCGACGUGCAACGCACACACCGACAGCCUACGGCAAAAAACACACACAUAUACGGAUGCCAUUGAAGUGUAUUUGUGUAUUGUUGGAAAGAAAGCACACGCACACUGCGAAAUACGAAAAGAAUUUAUUUUUUGCAAGUUCGGUCCGGUUCGAUUUUGAUACCCUGUGAUCAUCAACCUGCUCGACGCCCUUGCCGCCCACCAUCCACGUCCACCCAGCACCAUCCCAAUUCGAUUCGCAAUCGGGAGCGGAGAGCGAGCGGCACAGAAAUAUAUUUAUUUAUAUUUUUUUGACAGCACUGACAGGCAAGCAGCAGAACAACUUCCAGCCAAAGAAGGAAUCUAAGAAGCAGAAAGAGAGCGAGAGAGAGAUAACGCCGCCCAGCGGAUGGAACGGUGAUCCAGUAGUCCAGUAAACCAAUUCCAGUGAGUCCCCAUACUCCAGACGACGAUACCCGAUAACGAUUCCGAUAGCGUUUCCGAUCCUCCGCGGAGGAGCCGCCGAUUUCAGCACCAUUCAAGUGCCGAGUAAAAUGGAAAUAGAAACAGAACAGUCUAUUGAAGCAAUGGACACCCAGGACACCCAAGAGGUCGAGAUCCUCACCAGCGACCUCCAGCAGCAGCAGCAGCAGCAACAACAACAACAACAACAGCAGCAGCAGCAGCAACAACAACAGACCCCGCAGCAGCAGAAUUCGCCGCCCCAAUUGCCCAAAUUCAAGAAUCUUAUCCAGCCGCAAUUGCACGCCGUGGGAGCAGUCACUCAAUUGCCCAGCGAGAACGGUAAUGUGCCGCCACAGCAACUGCUGGCGGACAGUAGCUCCGCAUCCUUUGGCCAGGAAGCCGAGGCCAUGGGCAUGGACGAUGAGUCCAAGGAGGAUCAGUUCCGUUCGGAGACCACGUUUUCCUUCACCGUGGAGAAUGUGGGUCAACUGAAAUCGCAGAGGCUAUCGCCGCCGGUCUAUGUACGCAUGCUGCCCUGGAAGAUUAUGGUCAUACCCAAUGAUCGGGCUCUGGGCUUCUUUCUGCAGUGCAACGGGGAGAACGAUUCGCCCACCUGGUCGUGCAAUGCCAUUGCCGAGCUGCGUCUCAAGUGCCACAAGCCGGACGCACAGCCCUUCACCCGGGCACGCAUUAAGCAUUUGUUCUACUCAAAGGAGAAUGACUAUGGUUACUCCAACUUUAUUACCUGGCAGGAGCUGCAGGAUGCGGAGAAGAGCUAUGUGCACAACAACAGCAUCACACUGGAGGUUCACGUCAUUGCGGAUGCUCCACAUGGCGUGCUGUGGGACUCAAAGAAGCACACUGGCUAUGUGGGCCUAAAGAAUCAGGGCGCCACCUGCUAUAUGAACUCACUGCUACAGACAUUGUAUUUCACCAACUCCCUGAGAUUGGCCGUAUAUCGUAUUCCCACGGAGGCUGAUGAUAGCACCAAGUCGGUGGGACUAUCGCUGCAGCGGGUGUUCCAUGAGCUGCAGUUCGGUGACCGACCCGUGGGCACCAAAAAGCUAACCAAGUCCUUUGGCUGGGAGACACUCGACUCGUUCAUGCAGCACGAUGUGCAGGAAUUCCUGCGCGUGCUGCUCGACAAGCUGGAGUCCAAGAUGAAGGGUACCUGCCUGGAGGGCACCAUUCCGGGCCUGUUCGAGGGCAAAAUGUCAUCCUACAUCAAGUGCAAGAAUGUCGACUACAACAGCACUCGCUACGAGACCUUCUACGACAUUCAGCUGAACAUCAAGGACAAGAAGAACAUCUACGAAUCCUUUCAGGACUACGUGGCCUCCGAGACGCUGGAGGGCGACAACAAAUACGAUGCUGGUGUGCACGGCCUGCAGGAGGCCAGCAAGGGCGUCAUCUUCACGUCAUUCCCGCCCGUCUUGCAUCUGCACUUGAUGCGCUUCCAAUACGAUCCCAUCACGGACAGCUCGAUCAAGUACAACGAUCGCUUCGAGUUCUACGAGCAGAUCAACCUGGAUCGCUACCUGGCAGAGGGUGAAAAGACCUCGGCGGACUACGUUCUGCACGCAGUGCUGGUUCACUCUGGCGAUAACCAUGGCGGUCACUAUGUGGUCUUCAUCAAUCCAAAGGCGGACGGGCGCUGGUUUAAAUUCGACGACGACGUCGUCUCCAGUUGCCGCAAGCAGGAGGCAAUCGAACAGAACUACGGCGGCAUGGACGAUGAGAUUUCGUUCCAUGCCAAGUGCAGCAAUGCCUACAUGUUGGUCUACAUCCGCCAGUCGGAGCUGGAGCGUGUGUUGGGAGAUAUUCCCGAGAGCGAGAUAUCCAGCGAUCUGGUAGAGCGACUCGACCUAGAGAAACGCAUCGAGAUGGCGCGCCGAAAGGAGCGCAGCGAGGCCAAUCUUUAUGUGUCGGUGCACGUCAUUCUCGAGGAGUACUUCGAGGGUCAGCAGAAGCGUCGCCUCUUCGACUUGGAGAAGACCCAUCAGCGGCCAUUCAAGCUCAAACAGAAUCAGACCGUGGACGAGCUGGUGGAUAUGUUUGUUAAGGGCUUCGGUGUGUCGCGUGAUCGCAUGCGCAUUUGGAACAUGUGCACGGCCCAGACCCAGAAAUUCUUGCACUUUGACUUCGAGGCGGAGGCAUCGCGCACCAUCGAGCAGAUACCCACGUCACAGAAGCCCUGGGUCAUCUUCCUUGAGCUGGCCUCGCCGGAAAGUCCUGCUCCCCUGCCGCCUUUCAAUCCCAAAUCGGAUGUCCUGCUGUUCCUCAAAUACUACGAUGCGCGAAACAAGCGCCUAAACUACAUUGGCUGCACCCAGCAGCCGCAGAGCCGGCGUCUGAUCGAUUUGGUGCCGGAGGUCAACCGGAAACUGGGCUUCGAUCCGGACACCGAGCUGACCAUCUACGACGAGUACGCCGACAAGAAGGUGGCCAAUCUGAGCGAGCCCAUUGAGAGCGUGCUGUUCAUACCGCAAGAUCACCUCCAGGGCCACAUACUCAUCUUCGAGCGCGAGUGCGUUGAUGCCAAACUGGACCUGCCCACGGUGGAGGACUACUUCCUCGAUCUGGUCUACCGCAUCGAGAUCAUCUUCAGCGACAAGUGCAACCCCAACGAGCCGGACUUCACGCUGGAGCUGUCCAACCGCUACAACUACGAGCAGCUCACCAAUGCGGUGGCCGAACGCUUGAACACCGAUCCGCAGAAGCUUCAGUUCUUUAUGUGCAUCAACAACUACAAGGAGACGGCAGGCAAUGCUGUGCCCUACACAUUCAAGGGCACCAUCAAGGACCUGGUAUCGUACACGAAGCAGAGCACGCCCAAGCGUAUCUUCUACCAGCGCCUGUCGCUCAGCAUCCACGAGCUGGACAACAAGAAGCAAUUCAAGUGCGUCUGGGUGAGCAGCGACCUCAAGGACGAGAAGGAGCUGGUGCUCUAUCCGAACAAGAACGAUACGGUUAAGGGUCUGUUGGAAGAGGCGGCCAAGAAGAUUACGUUUGCGGAGAACAGCCGCCGAAAGUUGCGACUGAUGAAGGUCAGCAAUCACAAGAUAGUGGCGCUCUGCAAGGAUGACAUACCGCUGGACACGCUGAUGAAGACCAGCGAGUCGAUCACGACCACACAGGGCGCCCAGAAGACUUAUCGCAUCGAGGAGGUGCCGGCGGAGGAGAUGCAGCUGGCGGAGAACGAGUUCCUCAUCCCAGUGGCCCACUUCAGCAAGGAGCUGUACAACUCGUUCGGUGUUCCCUUCCUCACCAAGGCGCGCCAGGGCGAACCGUAUGGGGCGCUGAAGCAACGCAUCCAGAAGCGACUGAAUGUGCCGGACAAGGAGUGGGAGAACUACAAGUUCUCCGUGAUCACCAUGGGCCACAAUUCGGAUGUGAACGACAACACGCCCAUCGACCUGGAGGUGUAUCGCUCGUGGACCAGCGGCCAGUUGCCCUUCUUCGGUCUGGAUCACAUCAACAAAUCGCGCAAGCGCAGCUCGCUCAACUUUUCCGAGAAGGCCAUCAAGAUAUACAACUAGGAGGUGUUUUUUUCCGGAGCCGGACGACUCGGACGCGGUACACGGCUGCCCGUAAACCGGUUAAGGAGCAGAGGAGCGCAACUGUUUUUGGGAGUGAAAGGAGGGUGGGUGGGCCAAGUGGUUAAGAAUUAUGAAGAAGUGGAUUGAAGGCUUGCCGUGACGGCUGACGGCCGUGGCCGUGGACGUGGUCCUUCAAAAUUAAACCAAGUGAAACACACAAAAUUUGAAGUCGCAUUUCCACGCCCCUUCUUCGGAACCGCCCCCCAACACACACACAAAAAUCGUAAACCCACCCCACGCCCCCCAACUAUGAUUUAAAUUUAAAAUGUUUAUUUUUUGUAAUCUAAAUGCUAAGUCAAAUCAAAUAUUAUUUAUUAACACCCCGCCGUUAAAGAACUGGCACGCCACGCACACCAGCAUCAGCUCCCUCCUUAAAUACUUUUGAACCGAUACCGUACCGUUUCCGCAUUCGAUUCCUAAUCUGAAUCUGAAUCCGAAUCCAAAUCCGCUUCCAAGUGCUGACCAGAGUAUAGAGUAUACAGUAUCCAGCUUUCGCAUCGAGUCCUCAACAAGUGAACAGACUUAUUGCUUGGAACUUCAAUUUAGACUUAGGCCUUUACGUGUGUGUGUGUGUUUUCUAUGCUAUAAUAUUCUUAAUCCAUAAUUGUUUAAUCGCAGGCAGAAGUGAACUCGAAACGGAACGAAUCGGUUACUUUUUGUCUAAAUGUAAAUAAGCGUUCGUUGCAAGUUGCGCCCAUUCAAAAACAAAAAACGAAAAAAAAAACAAACACAAUAUGUAUGUAACAAAAGAGGAGGCGAAACAAAAAUCCAAAACUAAAAGAAAAUAAAGGAAGAACCUAAACUUAUAAUAAAGCAAAAACCAACAAAAGAUACAUAUAUAUAUAUAUAAAUAUACGAGAGAAAGAGCUGUAAACAAAUAAACGCAACUAAGUAACAAGUAUAACUUAAAACGAAACAAACGAUUAACAAAAAGUCAUCAAGUCGCGAUAAACGAUACAAAGAAAACAAAAAGAAAAGAGACGGAAAUGGAGACAGGACAGUUGAUAUAUUCGAGCAGCAGAUCGAAAGAGACAGACAGAAAAGGGAGAUGAAAAAUAUAAGAUUUGUUUCAAACAAUUAUUUGUGAUUUUUAAACAUGAAAUGAUAAAUAUAUAUGCAAAGGACUAGACAACAUAAUAUUAAUUAAUAAAUUACUAUAAUACACAGUUUAGUGCUUUUUCUUUGUUAACUAUAGUAAAAGAAAAGAAACCGAGAUCCGAUACAAACGAAGAAGCAAAGCAAUUUAAAUGAGAAGAGCCCACAACAAAACAAUAUUUUAAUAAUAUAUUACUUACUAUGCUAUUAUUAUUUAUGCAGCAAAUAAUUCAAAUUAUUUAUGUGUACAAAAAAAAAAAAACAAACAAAAAACGAAUAAAAUACCAAGAAUUCAACUGAAAUGUGUGCAAAUAGUGCGAGGAUUUCGUCGUUUCUUCUUGGGCUUAGAAAGUGACAAACUUUGUUUGAUUUCAACAAAUUGUUAAAUCGGAUUCGAGAUGGGAUGUUUCUAUAUGUCAAUAUCUUUUGCUGCAACAAUUUCAGUUUAGUUGCAUAUUUCAGUCGAAGGGUUUCAGCAUAUUCUUAGUUGUUAUUCAAACAUUAAGAUCAUGGGUAUUUCUUUUAUUUGCCUUCCCUUUUAAUAGUUUGAGUAAUGUAACCAAUUUUUUUUUUUGGAAAACGACUUAAGGAAAGAUCUAACCAUUGUAAUGAAACAACUGUUUAGUAGCAAAGAUUAUUGGGAUGUACCUGAAUCUGCAGAGUUUCAACUUAAGCUAAACAUUACUCCCUUUUGAAAUUAACUAAAACCUAAGGAUACGCUUGUUAAAUAAAAAUAUUCCAGGCAUAUUCUUGUCUAUAUAGCUUUAACCUUAACCCUUAUUUAGAACAUUUUUAAACUACCCAAUUCACUUGAAAUGAAACCCAAAAUAUACGGUUGAAUCUUAAGUUGGUUUACAGAGAAACGUCUAUUUCGCAAAUCUAUAAAAUGUUUCUUUAUUUGAAAUCGGAUGUUUUGAAACGGAUUUAGAACCUGAGAAUUAGUGCUUUAUAUAUUUUAAGCUAAUAUACAAAGUUUAAGCCUUCUGUUAGAAGUUGGCCUAGUUGGCCUAUAUGAUGAUCUACAUAAAUGUAUCCGUCUGCAUUAAUAAAGUGAAAUGAGCGUCA
This is a messenger RNA of Drosophila elegans, 6391 nucleotides long. It is a transcript of the gene Usp7, whose product is annotated as ubiquitin carboxyl-terminal hydrolase 7. Gene Ontology annotation, molecular function: protein binding; cysteine-type endopeptidase activity; cysteine-type deubiquitinase activity. The record is from RefSeq and is a predicted model, not a curated record. The transcript is spliced from 4 exons. Lineage: Eukaryota; Metazoa; Arthropoda; Insecta; Diptera; Drosophilidae. Bases 722 to 4171 code for a protein of 1149 amino acids. Gene Ontology annotation, cellular component: cytosol; nucleus. Gene Ontology annotation, biological process: regulation of protein stability; protein deubiquitination.